Messenger RNA from Diaporthe citri, 1836 nucleotides. RefSeq lists its product as uncharacterized. Gene Ontology annotation, molecular function: flavin adenine dinucleotide binding; oxidoreductase activity, acting on CH-OH group of donors. The transcript is spliced from 2 exons. NCBI's taxonomy places the organism in Eukaryota, Fungi, Ascomycota, Sordariomycetes, Diaporthales, Diaporthaceae. The coding region runs from base 1 to 1836 and encodes 611 amino acids. The record is from RefSeq and is a predicted model, not a curated record. Gene Ontology annotation, biological process: secondary metabolite biosynthetic process.
AUGAAGACACUUGUCACUCUAGCUUCCGCAUUCUUUGCGACACAGAGUUGCUAUGCUCAGCAAGAUGUCUCCUUUCUUGAUUCCUUGGGCUCAAGCUUUGGUAUAGCCGGUAACGCAGACUUUGACUAUGUCAUUGUGGGUGCUGGUACCUCGGGGUCCACCAUCGCUGCCCGCCUGGCCGAGGACCCGGACGUCACAGUUGCUGUGGUCGAGGCUGGUGGCUUCUAUCAAAUCGAAAACGGAAAUCGCAGUGUCGUUCCUGGAUACUCUGUCUUCAAUUUCGAAAUCUUCAGCGCUCCUGUUACUGACUGGGGAAUCCUGUCAACGCCUCAGGCACAACUGAACAACCGCCAGGUUCAAUACUCCAGAGGCCAGGCUCUUGGUGUGCUGGACCUAGAUCAAUUUGCUCGAGUCGCUGACAAACCAAUGUACGGGCCAACUCGUGGUUCAAUGGAUCUCUGGGCAGAGGUCGGCGAUGACACUUACAAAUGGGACAAUGUGUUGCCCUACUUCAAGAAAUCUGCUACGUUCACACCUCCGGAUCCUGCUACCUUUCCAGCCGGCGUCACACCGUCUUUCAACGAGUCAGCGUUCGAUAACUCCCUUGGUGGACCUCUUCAGAUCUCAUACGGAGGUUAUACUCCCGAAGCUCUCGUUCCAUUUCUGGAUGGUUUCAACGACAUCGGCAUCGGCCCAGCUGAGGACUUCAACUCGGGAGACUUGUUAGGUGCCAAUUGGGUCACAAACAACAUUAAUCCGGAAAAUAACCAUCGGUCUUCAUCCCAGACUGCGUUCAUCAACCCAUUUCUGUCGAAUACUUUGAUUACCAUAUAUCCAAACACUCUGGCUCGUCGCGUAGUGUUUGACGGCGUGACCGCGACAGGCGUGGAGGUUACCACCGGAAGAGCAACCUACACGCUUUCGGCACGGAAGAAGGUCAUAUUAUCUGCCGGCGCAUUCCAGUCUCCCCAACUUCUGAUGGUGUCAGGCUUUGGCCCAGAAGCCAGACUGACGGAGCUCAGUAUUCCUGUCGUUCAUGCGCUCGAGGGAGUGGGGGAAAACCUCCAGGACCAUCCAAUCUUCACUGCCUCGCAGGCUCUGAAUGUUCCUACCUCCUCUCAGUAUGACAGCUUCAGCAGCGUAGGCUACGCCGAGGCCGAAACACAGUAUCUUGCUAAUCGCACGGGACCUCUGUCGCAGAACAAGGCAGUAAUCGGCUGGGAGAAACUUCCCAACCGCGAGGGGCUCUCUGAUGCUACCAAGACCGCCUUGGAUGCGCUGCCGGACGACUGGCCUGAGCUCGAGAUGCGAGUUGCCCUUUACUACCUGGGUGUUACUAAGCCAGAUCCCAAUGCUCAGUUCACAACUGUGUUCGGCACCAUAAUCUCGCCUUUAUCGAAGGGCUCCAUUGACAUCGUGUCCAACUCGACAGAAGACCUCCCGCUUGUCGACCUCGCCUACUUCAGCGACCCAUGCGACAUGGAGCAAGCCGUCGCGGCCGUCAAGCGCAUUCGAGACCUCUGCGCUAGUCCGUCCCUGUCGUCCCUGCUGGAUGGACCGGAGUUCGUGCCAGGCCCAAAUGUCACCACUGACGCUGAUAUUGAAAACUACAUCCGAGAAAACACUGGCACGAUCUUCAAUGCGGCAGGCACUACUAAGAUGGGCAGGGCAGACGACCCCACGGCCGUGGUUGAUCCACAAUGCCGUGUGUACGGUAUUCAAGGGCUAAGAGUAGUUGACACGGCCAGUUUCCCGUUUGUGCCUCCUGGUCAUGCGCAGAGCACUGCGUACAUGCUGGCUGAGAAAAUCGCUGAUGGUAUCAAGAACGGCAAUUGA